ACCUUCCCCAACCACGACCCCGCCACCAACAGCAGCCUGCAACACUACUCUAGACUGGUCCCCUGCCAAUGCAUGCCCGCCGCCUCCCGCGGACAGCUCCGUCUCCGUCUUCGUCCCCUCUGCACAUCAUUAUCAAUCACUGGCAGGCCGUGCCACUUGCUCUCGCAACCUUCCAUCGCUCACCACAUCGCUACACAUUCGCUAACAGGUACCGUCUGCCUCGUCUCGUCGCACACAGCUCCAUUCGAAAGCCUUAGCCAGCUCGCCCACCUACCCACAUCCCAUCCCCAUAGAAACCAUGGACGAUCAGUUCAACGGCCGCACCGAUGACGACCUCUUCGCCGAUGAUUUCGAGCCCGCCGAGGCCCAGGCUGUCGCCGCUCCUCCGCCAGCCACUCAGACUCCUGCGCAACCUGCGACGCCGCCUGUAGCUGCGCAGGAACAAGCAGCGAAGCCUGCGCAGCCCGUCAAGGACAAUGGAGCUACCGCUCCCAAAGCACCCAAGGACGGCCUCAGCCAGUCGCGACACGCCACUCCAGUCAAGCAACGACCUCCUCGAAACCGCAAGAACUCGCCAAAGUCGGCGCCGCCCAAGAAUAAUAACAACAACAAUAACAAGCAGGCGAAACCUUCCGAGGCAAAGCCGGCUCCUCCCACAGAUGCCGAGACGUCGACACCUCCACCCAACCCCGGCAAACCCAGCUCAACAGAUGCUGAAGCGGCUGCCUCCUCGCCUGCUACCGCUUCCGCAAAGCCUGCAGCCAACAAGGGUGGCUCGAACACAGCUUCCGUCGACCGUCUCGGUUCCGGCCAGAACCCGCGUACCAAGCUGUCGGACAAGGAGCUCGCAGACAAGAUGGAGCGCAUGCGGCUUGCUGCCGCCGAGCGCACGCGCAAGUUCGAGCAGGCCGAGAACGACUCGCGUUCCCAUGCCGUCGCGUACGAGAAGGGCAUGGAGGAACUGCGCAAGCGAAGGGCGGAGGAAGCAGAGCGGCGAAAGCGCAGCGAGGAAGAACGGCGCCGCAUGGACGACGAGCGCGAGCGCAACCGGGAGCGCAAGAUGCGAGCUAUGAGCGCCAAGAACCCCGGGGCGAACUGGGAUGAAGGCAAGGACGCUCGCAUGGCCGAGGAGGAGGCGCAUGAUCGCCGUAGUAGAGGAUUCAGAGGCGCGCAUGGCGGUGCCCGUGGCGCUAGAGGCUUGGGCGGCAGCCGGUUCUCCGACCGCGACGGCUCAGAUAACCCGUCAAAGGAGCUGUUCGAGGCCGACGAUUCUCGUGGCGGCACGGGUCGUGGGCGCGGUGGUCGCGGACGGGGAGAUCGCGGUGCUGGACGGGGUGGUCGUGGAGGAAGGGGCGGCGCACAGAACGGCUCCCGGUCAGAGAACCCACAGAAGCCUCCAUCAGCGGAUGACUUCCCAGCACUGCCCGGUGGUGACAAGGCGGCGACGAAACCAGAUGCUGCAAAGGCGGAACAACCCGACAAGAAGGACUUCCCCAGCCUACCACCAGUCGAACUCAACUCGCCGCCAGUGGGCAGGUGGGACGAAGAGGUCGAGUACGCGGAGGCCGCAGCUGCCGCGAUUGCGAAGGCGCCGGCAACUUCAUAGUGUGCUUGUGGCGGCGGCGUGUGCAGCGGCGCGUGCGGCCGCCGGAAUAGCAGCUGUGCGCCAAGCGACUGCGGCUCGAGCUCGACAUGGGAGCAGGAUAGCUGGGUCUGGCCCAACUCCUGUUAUCAUGCAUGCACCGGACGCAACCAUCUCGCAUCUUUGCGGCGGACGAAGAGCGCAAGGGAGCGUUAUUGAAUGGAAAGCCGGGGUCAAGAGUGGCAAGGCAUGAGAAAGGGGCAGCAGGGGCAGGGCAUAGGAAGUUUUCAACAACAUGAGAUACCACAAAAAGCAGCACGGGCGGAAGAAACAUUGUUAACGUUAUCAGCG
This is a messenger RNA of Microdochium trichocladiopsis, 1933 nucleotides long. RefSeq lists its product as uncharacterized. Lineage: Eukaryota; Fungi; Ascomycota; Sordariomycetes; Xylariales; Microdochiaceae. The transcript has a single exon. The record is from RefSeq and is a predicted model, not a curated record. The coding region runs from base 299 to 1606 and encodes 435 amino acids.